AUGUUCCACGUCCUAAUGGGCGUGCUAUGCGGGGGGAGGCUACAAGCCUUCGUAAUCGACCCAAACUUGGGUGGAUAUACUGGCAUCUCUGGGCUGAAGCGUACCCUCCCCCGCCUUCCCGAUCCGCAUACUAUCCUAACGGCGGAACAGCUGUACUGGUCUCCGAGUGGUGUGGCGACGCUCGUCGCAGGACCGAUCGGAAGCGCCGUCGUCGGGUUCCUCUAUAUCUUCGCGGGGUUCGAUAUCGUCGCGUCCAAAAUAGCAAGCUUUACCAUUGCCCUGGGGCUGCUCGUUGCUGGGUGGUAUGGCCUGCAUUGGAUCACGUAUGUCAGCGUGGUAUGCUCCGAGGCCGUGCUUGUUGGAAUGUGGUUCGGAUCACACGGCAGCGCGCUCCGUUUCCUAGGCGUAAACCACCUCUUCUACUCGCUGUGGGAUUACCUCGAAGAGACAGUGUUUGGCAAGACCAACCCGUCUGACUGCCAUGAGCUGCAGCGUCACCUCGGGGUACCGGCUGAAACGUGGCUCGCUCUCAUCUUCCUCUUUGAGGCGCUCGUCUUCAUGGCGGCCAUCAUGGCUGGCAUCGUCGUGUUCAAGAAAACACCAGAACAGAUGUAUGCCGACGCCGCUGGUUUCCUCCCGACUUAG
Molecule: messenger RNA, 645 nt
Organism: Cutaneotrichosporon cavernicola
Lineage: Eukaryota; Fungi; Basidiomycota; Tremellomycetes; Trichosporonales; Trichosporonaceae
Exons: 5
Coding region: 1-645 (214 amino acids)
Source: RefSeq, a predicted model, not a curated record